CGCUCGACAGACUGCGAAGGACGUACCUAAGAGGAGAAAAACACUCUCUCCUCUGGUCUUAUUUUUUCUCUGGUGAAAAUUUCCGGCCUUGCCACUGCUACCGCCGGCGAGUUUGAGAGUUUCGUAAGGCUUUCUGGCGGGAGAAGCUGUACGCACGAAUCUCUUCUUUGGCUUCUUCGUCUCGGGGUACUGUUUUUGGUUUUUCUCUUGUCCUCUGUUUUUGUCAUGAGCCUCCAGUGAGAAACACAGAGAUUUUGCUUCUCCUUUCUUAGCGAUAGACACGGAGAGGCUUGGCAUCCGAGGAUCCGCGAUGGAUAACAUCAAAUUUCCAUUCAGAGGGAUUAUUAAAGAUGUAAAAGGAAGGACACCAUGCUAUAAGCAAGAUUGGAUUAGURGACUUCGUUCAGGCGUCAGGAUAUUGGCUCCAAUUACCUAUAUUUUCUUCGCUUCGGCUCUUCCAGUUAUUGCCUUUGGGGAGCAAUUGAGUAGAGAAACAGAUGGAAGCUUGACCACGGUAGAAACUUUAGCUUCUACUGCUAUUUGUGGUAUCUUACACUCAAUAUUUGGUGGACAGCCCUUAUUGAUACUUGGAGUUGCAGAGCCCACUGUUAUAAUGUACACUUAUUUGUACAAUUUUAAAAGGGAAGAUUUGGGAAAAGAACUGUACUUGGCUUGGGCAGGAUGGGUUUGCAUCUGGACAGCACUUAUGUUGUUUCUUCUAGCCAUAUUCAAUGCUUGCACUGUUAUCACUAGAUUUACGAGGAUUGCAGGGGAGCUUUUUGGCAUGUUAAUUGCUGUUCUUUUCAUCCAAGAGGCUAUCAAGGGAGUGGUGAGUGAAUUCAAGAUACCCAAAGCUGAAGACCCAAAGGAAGAAAAGUACCAGUUCCAGUGGCUUUAUGCAAAUGGAUUACUGGGGCUCAUAUUCUCCUUUGGUUUACUCUAUACAGCUUUAAAAAGCAGGAGGGCAAGGUCAUGGCGAUAUGGCACAGGGUGGCUUAGAAGUUUCAUUGCGGACUAUGGUGUUCCUUUGAUGGUAUUGGUUUGGACGGCAUUAUCAUUCAGUGUACCAAGCAAAGUUCCUUCUGGAGUUCCUAGGAGGCUUUUUAGUCCUCUUCCUUGGGAUUCAGACUCAUUAUACCAUUGGACAGUAAUCAAGGAUAUGUGGAGGGUCCCUGUGGUAUACAUAUUUGCUGCGUUUAUUCCAGCUGUGAUGAUAGCAGGCCUUUAUUUUUUUGACCAUACCUAAAUUUCAGGGAUAUAAUACGAC
This is a messenger RNA of Nelumbo nucifera (sacred lotus), 1267 nucleotides long. NCBI's taxonomy places the organism in Eukaryota, Viridiplantae, Streptophyta, Magnoliopsida, Proteales, Nelumbonaceae. The record is from RefSeq and is a predicted model, not a curated record.